CAAAAUUCAAAUAAACACAAAAGUGCCGUUAAACUUUUAAAGCCCAUAGUUAGGCCCAAUACAGAUGAAAAGUCCGUUUUAGAACAGAGAGAAUACGAAAUUUGAAAAGAAGAGAGUGGGACAUUGGAAACAGAAAAACCAAAUUCCCUCUGCUUCAUCUUCUUCCUCAUUUUCAAAUUCACAGAUCCUAAUCUUUUUUGAACCUUCCAUCAAUAAUGGCGUCUCGCUACAAUUCCUACGAUUCUAGAUCAUCCGUAACCUCCUCGAUUCACUCAGAUCUAUCAUCCUCCGCAGAAUUCAAAUCGAACAAGCCAAUUUCAUCGAAAGCCAUUGUCAGAUCCAAAUCUUCCUACUUAACCAAAACAACGAAGCCCAUAAAGCCUGAUAGUAAUCCUGGAAACCUCACUAAUAUGAUGAAGAAGCUAAUGGAAAUGAAGAAAUCUAAUUCCAAGAGCAAGAGGGUCGAGCUUGUGAUUCCCGAGGAACUGAAGAAAAUUGAUACUGGCAAAGGAGGAGGGAAGAGUACAUUGGGAACAUUGCAGAGGAAGCUAUUCGGGAAGGAGAAGGUGAAGGCAUUGACAGAGGUUAAGAGUAACACUAGGACAUUGUCUAUGGUUCUGCGAAGCGAAAGGGAGCUUCUGGGGAUGAACAAGGACCAGGAGGUUGAAAUAGCUGAGCUAAAGUUUCAGCUUGAAGAGAAGAACCGAGAAGUGGAGAAGUUGAAGGAUCUGUGUCUGAAGCAAAGGGAAGAGAUAAAGUCACUGAAGAGUGCGGUUCUGUUUCCGGAUUCGAUGAAUAGUCAAAUCAAUCAAAUGCAGGAGCUGAAUCAGGCGAGAGAGAUUAUACCUAAUCUUCAAAAGCAGGUCAUUUCACUUAAUGGACAGCUCCAAUGCAUUGCUCAAGACCUUGCUGAGGUGAAAGCGAACAAGUACUUGUCAGAAAGCUGUUACUGGCAAGCACAGACUUCUUCCUAUGAUUCACUGGAAUUCAGCUCAGGUAGCCCUGAUGGAUUGGCUCUGGAAGAUUUGAAUCCAUGCCUAACUCCUUAUACCAAGAAGAAGCCCAAGGAGUAUGAGAGGGUUGACUCAGCAGAAGAGAGUUUAUCAGGGAGAAGCACUAUAACAACAACAGGCGGUAAAGUCAAAUCGAGUUCAAGAAGUGUAAAGAUGUCAAGGAGCUCAGAGGGAAAGGCAGGGCAGAGAUCAGAGGAGAGCAAAGGAUGGUAUAGAGGUGGGAGGAUGUUUUAAGGUGAAAAAAAGAAAAUGCCUCAUAUAAGGUAAUCUUGUUCCAUUUUUUCCACUUGAUGUACAAUGUCUCUUGCUCUCAACCUCCAGAGAGUAGUAUGAUUUUGGUAGGAACCAUCUGGAGCCAUGAUCCACGAUUGAGUUGAAUAAGAGAAGAGUGUUGUUAUAUGUAAAAUAGAAGUCUUUCAAAAUAAGUUAAUGGUGUACUUAGUAGGUGAGGAGAGAAUAUGUGUUUCCGUUGCAUCCCUUCUUCUCACUUGAUGAUCUCAUUGAUUAAAUUAUCAUUAGUAGUGUUGUUUAUUAGAGAGUCUAGAGAUGAUGUUGAUACUCCAUCCCUUUCUUCAAGAUACAUGCUUUGGCAUU
Molecule: messenger RNA, 1607 nt
Organism: Arabidopsis thaliana (thale cress)
Lineage: Eukaryota; Viridiplantae; Streptophyta; Magnoliopsida; Brassicales; Brassicaceae
Product: structural maintenance of chromosomes protein
Exons: 5
Coding region: 216-1247 (343 amino acids)
Source: RefSeq, marked reviewed